This is a messenger RNA of Penicillium verhagenii, 564 nucleotides long. Its product is annotated as ankyrin. The transcript has a single exon. The record is from RefSeq and is a predicted model, not a curated record. NCBI's taxonomy places the organism in Eukaryota, Fungi, Ascomycota, Eurotiomycetes, Eurotiales, Aspergillaceae. The coding region runs from base 1 to 564 and encodes 187 amino acids.
AUGGCCUAUAGCCGAUUUCGUGAGUUGCAUGUUGACUUUUUGGACGAGGAAGGGCACCCUGAAGAGGGUCACCAGCCCGCCUUCCAUGACCAAGAUGGGGCUCCGUUGUUUGAAGCUCCCGAAUUCGCUCUUUUGCAUACGGUUUUCGCACAGAAUGACGUUAAAUCUCUCCAUUUAUACAACGACAACCCCCAUAUGACGAUAUUCCAGGACUUGGGCAGUGAUGCAUACUGGCAGUGGUGCUAUCAUCCGUUCGUCCAAGCCGCCAUACUCAAUGGUUUCGACGCGCUCCACGCCUUGCUGGAUAUUUACGUGGCGAAUCCGACGCUUACUGAGCCACUUGACCAGUAUCUAGCCCACAUUCCCAUAUCUCUUAUGAAUUUGGCCUGUCGAGGUGCAAACCGUGGUAUAGUGCAGCGCCUACUAAGCCAUGAUCCACUGUUGGGGGAUUUGCACGCCCGGGAGGAUGAUUCUAGUGAGACACCCCUUUUCAGUGCGGCCAAAUCAAUGAGAAUUGAAAAUGAGGGCCGGAUCAAGCAUGAUAGCCGCGAGAAACUUGCCUAG